This is a messenger RNA of Culex pipiens pallens (northern house mosquito), 6954 nucleotides long. RefSeq lists its product as uncharacterized. The record is from RefSeq and is a predicted model, not a curated record. The coding region runs from base 582 to 2090 and encodes 502 amino acids. Lineage: Eukaryota; Metazoa; Arthropoda; Insecta; Diptera; Culicidae. The transcript is spliced from 6 exons.
AAAUUCAAAAAGAAGAUUUUUCCCAUACAAAUUUGUAUGGAAAAUUGAAUUGCUUUGCGCAAAGUGAGGACUAAACCAAUCGUUCCCAAACUUUGGGGAGUUGUUAAGGACCCUAUAAGGAACCAAAAAGUUGCUGUGCUAGCCAAAUUUGGACAACUUUAUUUUUUUCCAUACAACCAUAUUACACCCUAAUGGGACAUUUAUGCGAUCAGGGGCAGUAAAGCACUCACACGUUUUCUUGUGAGCAUUCCCGGCUGAUACCGUGAUAACUCGCGACCAAAUGAGUGAACUUGUGGGAUUGUAAAACUGGAAGCUGUAAGCUUUAGUCGGUGAUAAGAUUGCUUCUCAGUUGAUUCGAGUUUUCAGGAAAGCGUGCUGCUUUCUCAAACAAUAUAACAGUGUUGCAUAUUGUUGCAGGUUAAAAGGGAUUUGCUCUACUAGUACGGCUUAUCUUAUCAAUCAUCUUCCGGUAAAGUCUUUUACAAUAAGAAAACUGGCCAGACAAUCAACGCAAAAGUCAACGCUAAUCAUCACAAGAACAAAAAAAUAUAUCUACAUAUAAAAAGUACACUGCAAACAAAAUGGAAUCUUUCUUUCGAAUGCGCCGAUCAUCCCAUGCUCCAAGCGCCAACCAAGAACCACUCAUCGUAGUCGAAGAAUCGGAAAAUCUCGAAAAAGAAGAAGAAAUAAGCCAUACCUCAUCUCCUCGCCAAAGCUUGGAUAUUGAUUCUCCGGAAAAUCCGUACCUGCUGUCACCAUGGCGCGAUCCGCGAGAAACCCGUAAGCACUCGUUGCCAACGCCUCCAUGCACGAGUGGCAUCACAGCUAGCCAGGUUCGGCGGCUUUCGGAUCAGGCUAGAGGUCCUUCCCCGAUAGAGCAAGCAUUCUUAGCUACUCUGUACAGUUCAACCCCCCCGGCUCCCGGUGGACGGAGACACUCUGUUGUUACAAUAUGCAAAGUUCCUCCCACUAUUUUCAGUCGCAACAGAAGAGAGUCAAUAGCGGCAUUACCUGCUGGACAAAGAUCCACAGCCAGCUCACGCCGAGAAAGCAAAACAGGCCCACCGCCGUCUACAGAUCAUAGAGGUAGUAUACAUAAUUUACAAUUAGAUAUUAUGGAUGACAUAGUACAAGCUAGAAAGGCGCGUAUGAAGUUGUGGAAUACGAGCAAUGAAAAAGUAUGUGAAGUUCAAACGCUGGAUGAAGCUGGUGCUGGUUCAAGUUCACCGAUGCGAUACACAAAUACAAAUAGAAGGUUUUCGGACUUUGUGGGCACUACAUUACCCCCAAUACAGUCUUUUAGACGCGCUUCCGAAUUGCCUGUUUCGCCUUCGGCGCCGUUAACACCAGCAACAACGUCAUCGAAACAGAUUGUUACGUCGCCAAAAGCAACACUGAAGUCGGGAAUUGUCUGUACAAAUACUGACCUAAUAUCUCUUCUAUCGUCCCUAGCUUCAUCGGCAACCGAAAUAAAUAGAUGUGGUGAUAAAGAUUAUCCAACCCCUCAAACUCCUCAAUCAUCAUCAUCAUUUAAAUCCAUCACUAAACUCCCUCCAGACCAGCAUGCAAGCGGUAGUGAUCUAAAGAAAAAUCGAUCAAAUAGUUUCGAUGUUUCCCUUUACCAAAAUAUCAAACAGUUGGCCACCGGAUCAUCUUCUAGUGCUGCCGAGUCAACUGUAGAGCCUGGAUGGUUUACAAACCGGCACACACCGGCAAUGGCCCGACGAAAGUCGGUUAAGUCAAACAUCCCCACCGUAUCUUUUGCUAAAGAAGCUAUUGAUAAGUUGCGUGACAAAACAGACACCAAAACCGGUGAUACCAAACCCAAGGCCAAAGAGUCACGAUCCCCACUGAGUAAAUUGAAAUGGGACGGUAGAAGCAUUGACGCCAAGGUUAUAGGGAGCGCCAUUGAGAAUUUUAUAACAGGGUCAAGUUCGUCAAAAAAAGCUUCAAACUCGAAGGAAACUACAUCAAAAACAGGCAAAAAAUCAUCUUCGUCUAGCUGGUUUGGCAAAACUGAUGACGAUGAUUCGAACGAUACGUGCGAUUCAUCACUUUGUUCAACUCUCAAAGAUCUGUUUGUAAAGUAAGGAAUUGGUGAUGACUAAUCAGUCGCCAAGAGAGAUUGCAAUAUAAUAUUCCAUUAAUUGAACGGAAUGCCAACAUUUAAGCGAUAACGCUACUGCGUACGAAAACGAACCCACCUAAGCAAUGCAACAUCUAUACACUAGGCAUCAUUUCUUUUGUUGUUUGGCCAUUUCUGCAAUUUCAAUUUAUGUUUGACUUAAGAAGAUUGAAAACCUAUCUCAAAAUAGGGCAGACACAGAUCUUCUGAGCCAAUACAAUGCAAUAAAUCUCAUACAUUGAAUCAAGGGUCCUGCUUUUCGGUUCAAUGAUCAGAAAUCGUCAGCUCAUCGCCGAUUGAAGCGCGCAACAAUUCGUAAGCUACUACGAUUCGGAAGCUGCAAGCAAUUUGGUCAAUCGUUUCACAUAGCGAUGGGGCCAUUCGUAAAUAACGUGGAUUUUUUUUGUUUUAUGCUAUACAGUCCAGACACGAUUAACCGUAGCCCUCGGAAAACUUUCACUUCGGAUAAUCGAAUCACGAUUUUUUUUUUUUCGUUGUCUUAUUUUUGAUUGACGAGCUUUUGUAUGACCCGUAAACUACGCUUAAGUGAUUUAUACUUUUUAUUAAAUCCAAUAUGGCGUUGACGAAAUAUUGAAAAAAAAUGUUUUUAAUUGUCAAUAAACUAUUCAAAUUUGACUAACUCGAAUUUGAUGGUCAAAACAAACAUUUUGCUUAAAAAAAGUGGGAGAAAUGGAAUACAAUUUUAAAUUCAGUUAUCUUUAACUUUUUGCCAUUUCCAGUUGAAACGAAGUAUCAAAAUAUAUACAUUUGUCAAUUUAAAAAAUAACAUGAAAGUUAUAAGAUUUUUAUUGAAGACUAAUUGUUUGUGUUUCUACUCUGAAUCAUAAUAAUGAAUUUCCAUUUUGAAUUAUUUUUUAAAUUUUUUGUUCAGUUUCUGUGUUUACAAAAAUUGCCAAUAGUUGGAUGUUUUUAAAUUAAUUUAGAUUUGUUUUUUCGGUGGUUGAUAUUGACUUUUCUUAUAGAGAGUUUUUGUUUGUAAUCAUUAUUUAGAUAAGAAAUGCCUAUUAUUUGAGCUUUCUGGAAAAGUCUGGAAAAAAGUCGGGAAAAAGUCGGGAAUUUGAAAAUGGGAUUUGAGUGGUCACCCUGGAAUUAUCAAUUCGAUAAUAGUAGUUUAUGCAACAAGUUGCAAAAAAAAUGAUUUUUUCAGCACGAGUCGUACAUUUAUCCAACGAGGUUCACCGAGUUGGAUAAAUACGACGAGUGCUGAAAAAAUCAAGUUUUACAACCAGGUCCAUACAACAUUUUUUGCAAUUCCGAAAAACACCCAUUGAGUGAAAUUUUAAGUCAAAUUUUCAUGUAUUUUGUCAAUAAAUCGUUCAAAUCAAAAAAAUGUUGAAAAAUGAUACUUUUCGAAACAAGUGCUGACAAGUGCACUGAAAUGGGUGCUGAAAAGUAGAACUUUUCAGCAUUUAUUUUGAAAAGUUACUAUUCGAUUCUGUUAUUUUUGGUAAAGCAAAGUAGGCUGUUUCGUCGUUCAAGAAUAAAAGGCAUUAAGAGACAGAGUUGUUAGUGAUAGAUAUUAUAUACUUAAAUCAUUAGUUAUUACUUACUUGAAUCAUCAAUCGUGAUUUGAACAAUAACAAAAAUUAAAAACAUAUCAUAUAAAAAUGAUAUGCUAUUAAAUUGAACUCAGAAUUAAAAAAUAAAUAAAAAUGUACAAAAGAACAAUGUGUGGCAUAGGGGGGAGGGUUUAUUUUUUGCUGAUUUUAGUGUGCCAUACUUUAUGGACGCCUCAUACUAAAAAUAAUGUUAUUAUCUUUGUUAAAUAAAUUUGGGGGAAGAGGGGGGGGGGGUUGUAAGGGUGGGUGGGGCCUUAAAUGUUGUGAAAUAUUUUAUGGACGACCCCUUUGGGAGGUGCUGUGCAACCGCAAAGUAACCAAAAGUACCGUGCGCCUCCAUUUACACAGUUAAAAAACUGAAAAUGACAAAAAAUCGAAAAUCCCUAGGUGAAAUAUUUUCUAGGUCACAGAUAUCGAAAAGAGACCCCCUUAGCUACCUUUCCACGAAAAAACAUUUUAGGUACAUUCAAUUUCAAUAAUAAUUGCCUUCCGCCAUGGCGUGGGGGGCAUUUGUCUCGAAGCCCCAGUCACGGCGUUCUCGCAGGAUUCUUACAGAAUUCUAGUAGAGCAAAACUAUUCUUACUAGAACGCUGCCAUCAUCUUCCUAGAUCUUUGCGAGAAUUCUCAGAGAAUUCUAGCUCAAAUGCAAUAACCGGUUCUAGCAGAAUCCGGUGAAAGCAACCGGUUUUGUUAGAACCCUGCUAGAAUGCUGCUACACACAAAGAAAAAAUACUCUGAAUUUAAAAAGAUCGCUCGUUGGAUUAAAAGUUCGCGUUGGUGAAUAUUCGUAGAAAGUUCAAACUUUUCAAUUUAAAAGUUGGAAAGUUUUUGAUACUACCAUGCAUUAAUGGAACAAAAUCGUUGUAUCGGUAAAAGUGUUUUACUUUUAAUUGGAAAAGAAACCUUUUAUAGCAGGAAUAAACAACAUAUGUUACAUAUGUACAUAAACUACAGUGUUAAUUUCAGAAAAAUGUGCUUGAUUCCAGGCUUGAUUUUAUAUUUAUUUUUAAAAGUUUUAAACAGUAUGUUAAAUAAGACAUUUUGUUAUUGUAUUUAACGCUUCUGGCCAAAAUCCGAGUCCAAGUUGUACCGAUUCCUAGGGUACGCCACCGGUCACUUCCGAAGACCCCAAGCUGGACGGUUCCAGACGGACGUUUUGACGCGCGACAGCAAAGUAGAGAACAGGAUGGUCACGUUGCCGGCCUUCAUCAGGACAGGUUUGGAGAAGUUAGCUGUAGAUUCGGCAAGGGUGAUCGACGUUUCCUGGCUGGAAAGUGAAGUGCCUGAACGGGGAGUUCCCGAUUCUGGAAGCGCAUCCAGAAGAUUGGGUUGAUGAGACCCUCGGAACGGAAUUCGAUUUCGAGCACUUCAUCCUCCUUCGAGAAUGACAAAGAUUUUUUCGGCACGCUGUCCAGGGUUCAUUCGGUUGGAGCUGCGCCGUCGCGAGAUGAACAUUUGUGGAAGGUUAUUUGCUAAAAGAGAUGGGAGUAAGUGAAGUUGGCAAGCCACUGUACAUAUUCUCAUUACUCACAGGUGUUGUAAACCGCCGGCACCGAGUGCAACAUCCGCUCUGGCUACCUCCGAUAAUCCCGCUUCUCGACGUCCUCCCCUUCGUCGGCUUCUUCUCCUCACCGUGAAAAUCUCGUACUUGUCCAAAAACCGGAUGUUUAUCUUCUUCAACGCAAUCUCGUUGUUCACGCAACUCUUCGGCAGCACCAUCUCCUUGAUGAUCUCGUUACAGUCCUCGCGGGAAUUGACCUUCAAUCACCAAUCCCGGGCCACCACCACCGAAUACAACCGGUGCGAAUACACAUUCCUACCUCCCAUUCUAAAAAAACUAACAAAAUCAAUCACAAGCCCCACAAAACACCCAAGCUUUCUUCUUACCCAUUCCGGUCGUGGAACAGCUACAGUUCCUGCAGGAAGCUCGCCUUGUCCUUUUUGAGCACUUCACCUUGUCCCGCACCCGCACCACCCUCCUUUGAAGGUGUUCCGCUGCUGCUGUUUGGCUCACGAAGGUUUCCGCGUCCGAUUCCUGGCUGCUGCCUAGAAUCACCAGCACCACCGGACCCAUCAAAGUGUUUGUUUACAUUUGGAACUUAGUCGUACACGGUUACACGAGAACGUCAAAAUGAAAGAAAUUCAACAGUCGUAUUAAAAGUUAAGACUUUUAAAUCAGUUAGUAAGGAGAUUUUAAAAAACUUUACCAGUGAAAGUUUUCAUAUUUUAAACAAGAAAAAAACUUUCCCUCAAGCUAAUUUUAGCAAAUUUUUAAAUCAAAAAUAAGUUACUUUUGUCAUUACGGUAAUAUUUUUUUGUGUGUAGAACUAUUCUGACAGGCCAUCCUGCUAGAAUUCUGUAAGAAUUUUGCCAUAAUGAGACGGCAAAAUUUUCUGCUAGAAUCCUGCUAGAAUUUUGUCGGAAUUUUAUUGUGGAAUAAAUUUAAGCUAAUUAAAAUUUCAUUUCGAACAAAAUUUAUUUCUUUGUUUAUUACAAGUAACUUUCCACAUUAAUGCCGGUCACACUAACGGUCACAUAACUUUUUAAUACUCAAUGGAGGCGGCUGUUCAUUCUUCGGUAGCACACUUUGCUUUCUCUGCUGUCCGAGUAGCGAGUAGCGAUGUCGUGGCCAAUGAUGCCGAGGGGAGAAUCCGGACUCCAGAUCCGAGGUCUGGAUGUCGCCAAGACUGCAGAGACAUGCCUGCAAAAAGCGGAAAAUGUGGUUAAGUUUCAUCAUGCCUAAAUCUAUUCGCAAAGUAUGCCGAAAUUGUGGGAGUGAUGUUACCUGCGAUGGUGUGUCCGUGGAGAUCGACCUUCUGGGAUGGACAUCCGGUGUUGCCACUUCUAAAGCAGCAUAAUAUCAGUUUGAUUUUUACUUUCAAACGGUAUGGCAAUUUGAAGAGUGCAGGGUUUUUUUAUUCGCGAAAAACGUCCAUCUUGUUCAAAUGGGCAAAAAUUAAUCUUGUUGCAACAUGAUUUGAACCGGUAAAACGCCAGCCAAUCAGUGAGCAGUAUUUUUCUGCUAGAAAAUUCUUGCAAAAUUCUUACAGAAUUCUGACAAGGCUGCUAGAAUCAUUCUAGUAGGAUUCUUACAGAACCAAUUCUGUAAAAAAAUCUCGUAUCUGGGUUUGUGCUUGUGUCAACCCUCUGGCACCACUGUAAAUGGCUAGAACGUUUGACAGUCACCAAAACCUCGAAGAGCCCACGUAGUAGUAUUAGUGAAGAGCCCACGUUGUUUAUUGUGGGCUC